Messenger RNA from Pocillopora meandrina, 954 nucleotides. NCBI's taxonomy places the organism in Eukaryota, Metazoa, Cnidaria, Anthozoa, Scleractinia, Pocilloporidae. The record is from the annotation of a GenBank genome assembly.
CGUUAUUGUGACAAUAUCCCUUCUGGGAAGGCAGUACUGGCCCUUAUUCAAGAAGCGAAAGAACUGCUUAGAGAAAAUGAGAAUGGUAGUUGUAGUGAGAACGUCGCGUUUCAAGCAGAGGUUGCAACUACUGGCGAGCGAGGAAGACCACGCAUUAUCAUUGCAAAGGAUCAGCUCGAGUUUUUGUUAGAUUUGGGGUUUAAAUCUGGAGAGAUUGCAUCUCUGCUUGGUGUCAGUGAAAGCACUGUUAAACGAAGAAUUCGUGAGUAUGAAACAUUUGUGAGGCAAAGAUAUUCAAACAUUACUGAUGAAACUUUGGAUGGCCUUGUUGAAGAAUUAAUGAGAGAAUUUCCCAAUUGUGGCUACAAGAGGAUGACAGGCCUCUUGCUCAAUUCAGGUCAUAGAAUCCAGCAAAAUCGCAUCAGGGAGUGUAUGAGAAGAGUCAAUCCCGAGGGCGUCCUCCUGAGAGUCCUUGAGCUGCGAACUGUUCACCGGAGAAGAUAUGAAAUUAGUGGCCCUCUUGCCUUGUGGCAUAUCGACGGGAAUCAUAAACUAAUAAGGUAAAUGUAUGAAACCUCGUUAUAUGCCAAGCAGUUCACACCUUGUGUACGGUGAGAACUGUACACAAGGUAUGAACACUAACAAAACUAACGAUAUCUAACAAUUUUGAAGUCGCAAAAACUUACCUGCACAUUGUUCCACAAUUUGGUGGUUUCUAUACUUAUCAAACACAACGACAAGGGUAUGGGUGGUGGGGUCGGAGAGUCAUCAGAGACCAGGAUAGUUAAAGGUUUUGACUGUUUGUUAAUUUUCAGAUGGCGAUUUGUAAUACAUGGCAGAAUUGACGGCUUCUCGAGAAUGAUUGUUUUUUUGAAAUGUGGCAAGUACGGUACUCGAUUGCUUUCUCCAAGCAGUUGGGAGUUUUGGUCUACCUUCAAGAGUACGGUCCGAUAA